Lolium rigidum is the source of this 651-nucleotide messenger RNA. RefSeq names its product L-lactate dehydrogenase A-like. Gene Ontology annotation, biological process: carboxylic acid metabolic process. The coding region runs from base 1 to 651 and encodes 216 amino acids. NCBI's taxonomy places the organism in Eukaryota, Viridiplantae, Streptophyta, Magnoliopsida, Poales, Poaceae. The record is from RefSeq and is a predicted model, not a curated record. The transcript has 3 exons. Gene Ontology annotation, molecular function: L-lactate dehydrogenase (NAD+) activity.
AUGUAUGUGCUUAUGCAGUGUCGACUAGCAUCAGGUCCUCGCCCAGUGGUCUCCAACCCCGUCGACGUGCUCACGUAUGUGGCCUGGAAGCUGUCCGGGUUCCCGGCCAGCAGGGUGAUUGGGUCCGGGACGAACCUCGAUUCGUCCAGGUUCAGGUUCCUCGUCGCCGAGCACCUCGACGUCAACGCGCAGGACGUCCAGGCAUACAUGGUGGGGGAGCACGGCGACAGCUCGCUGGCGAUCUGGUCGACCAUUAGUGUCGCCGGGAUGCCGGCUUUCAAGUCGCUGCGGGACAGCCACCAUUCCUUCGACGAGGCGGCGCUGGAGGGCAUCAGACGUGCCGUGGUGGGCGGCGCCUACGAGGUGAUCGGACUGAAGGGAUACACCUCCUGGGCCAUCGGCUACUCCGUCGCCAGUUUGGCGGCCUCCCUCCUCCGUGACCAGCGCCGGCGGGUGCACCCAGUCUCCGUCCUCGCCUCCGGCUUCCACGGAAUCUCGGACGGCCAUGAUGUGUUCCUCAGCCUCCCCGCCCGGCUCGGCCGCGGCGGCGUCCUCGGCGUCGCCGAGAUGGACCUCACCGAGGUCGAGGCCGCGCAGCUCCGGCGCUCCGCAAAGACGCUCUGGGAGAACUGCCAGCUCCUCGAUCUCUGA